Molecule: messenger RNA, 806 nt
Organism: Peniophora sp. CBMAI 1063
Lineage: Eukaryota; Fungi; Basidiomycota; Agaricomycetes; Russulales; Peniophoraceae
Source: the annotation of a GenBank genome assembly
AAAGGAACAACACCCCCCUCUCCGCCUCAAACUCCAAGAAGUUGACUACCGCUCGCGCUCAGCUCAAGUCGCGCAUUACGAAACACAACAAGCGCGCUACAGAGCUUCUAGGUCGCCGUUCGGACAUCGAAGAGUACCAGUUUGUCGAUGACGCCUUGUUCACGGCUGGCGUCCGACUUACGGACCUCAUGACGGAGGAGGAAUGGGACACUGGCUCAUCCCGAGCGUCCCGAGAUCCCAGCCAACGCCAUCCCGAGUUUUACGGUCUCGACUUGGCCUCGUCACGUCCAAUGCCUUUACAAUCGGAGCGUGAAUCGCUGGCUGGCGCUUACGAAAUCGCCUUGCUCAUAUCCUGGAUGCAGCAUCUCUUGCACGAGAUUUGUAUGAGCCUAGUUGUUCAAGUCGAGAUCUUCCGGAGGACUAUUCGGCGGACUCCCGGCGGCAAAGGCUUAUCGCAGAGAGAGAAGGCGGUCACCUCCGUCAACUUGCGCGAGCAGUACCAGUCCGUCCGUCUCUACGCCCAGCAAUACAACGUGUUUUACGACAAGGUUAAGCUCAUGAAGGCCGCCCCGGGGGUCACGCAGCAUCCAGAGUACCUGGCCAAGCAACAGAGGUCGUUCGGUCGAUAUAGAAGACUUACAAAGGAUGAUAUCAAGAGCGACUGGAAGGCCUACGAUACUAUGGGCAACGGCACGUUCAAGCUCCCGUGGUUUUGGAAGCUCAACGCUCGGGACCCGGAUAUCUCAGACGAGAACUUCAUUCAAGACUGUGAGUCGCAAGUGCACACCCACCCACAUAAGAUUUAA